AUGUCCACUCCCACCGUAGCUGUCGCUAGAUACGCCCCCAUUGACAUUCGUGGCCCCUGCCAUUGGGCUAUCUAUAUCAGUGGCGGCAAUCUCAGGAAAGUCAUGUUGCAAAUUCACGAUGACAAGGGUGGCGCGGGCUAUUUUAUCGCACCACCUAUGUACGACAAGGAACCUCAAAAGUCCCCUCACCACUACGAAUCUAUUGUCGCCGGUACAUUCUUGGAAGAGAACUACGAGAAAGUGUUUGAAACCAUCAAAAGUACUCCCGUCGAUAACUGGGUUUUUGAGGCUCUGAAGCGUCUGAGUGAGAAGAGAUACCUCCAGUGGAAGGACGGAGCCAAGGAAAAUAUUAGCAAGAAAAGGGAAGAAAAGCAUUAG
Messenger RNA from Pyrenophora tritici-repentis Pt-1C-BFP, 378 nucleotides. RefSeq lists its product as uncharacterized. The record is from RefSeq and is a predicted model, not a curated record. Lineage: Eukaryota; Fungi; Ascomycota; Dothideomycetes; Pleosporales; Pleosporaceae.